This is a messenger RNA of Saccostrea cuccullata (small rock oyster), 754 nucleotides long. RefSeq lists its product as uncharacterized. The coding region runs from base 11 to 754 and encodes 247 amino acids. The transcript is spliced from 5 exons. Lineage: Eukaryota; Metazoa; Mollusca; Bivalvia; Ostreida; Ostreidae. The record is from RefSeq and is a predicted model, not a curated record.
CACAUUUCAGAUGAUAAAGUUUCUGCUCACGGCAUGGAUCAUGUCAAUUAUAUUUGGUCCAAACAUAUUAUGUUCUUUACAAGACAGGGAUCCAAAAUGUAGAUAUACUGUCCAUCAACCAGGAGCGUCAUGGCACACCGCAUAUAAUGUUUGUGCUUCAAGUAACGGGACACUACCACAAAUUACAUCACUGAGUGAGAUGUACUUUUUAGACCUGGUUCUGGAAGAGGUUGAUAAUUUGCUUGAAACACAUUCCGGCUUGAGAAUCUCAGCAGGAUUGUGGAUUGGAGCUUUUUUGAGGUCUUCUAACAAUGAAAGUAUGUUAGAAAAUUGUGAUCACCUUGAUUCCCAAGUUCCGGUUAAUAUAACCGCAGUAAGUCCGGGUGAUAUGUUUUGUCUUUACUACAAUCGAUUCGAGAAGACCCUUUUUACCGAAAACUGUUCCACAGCAAAAAUAUUUAUCUGCGAAACAAAUGAUGAAGAUCUUGGAGAAUGUAUGAUUAAGUCAUCAUUAUCAACCUUGCGAAAUCAAACUCAAAAACAAUUUUGCGAAGAUGAUAAGUAUGAUGAAAAGCCUAUAAGUUUAACACUUUGUGAAGCGAAUUGUUUAAAGAAAGCAAACUGUUAUACAUUUACGUACGAAAAUGAAGUAUGUAUACUGUACAAAUAUAUGGACAAUCCAUCUUGUGCCAGGAGAGAUCCUCUGCAAAUACGGAAAUACAAAGUAAUUGCUCUAAGCUACAGACUGCAGUGA